UUAGAAGAUGGGCGCGAAGCGCCCUCUAAGGCUUAUGAGAGCCACAAGGUGUCUCUUUCUGUCUCUGAUCACGUGACCCUGAUGCGUCUUGAUAUUCUGAAUGUCGGUCACUAUGACUUUUCCACUUACAGAUGUGUCGCGAAGAACUCCCUGGGGGAAUCAGAUGGAAAACUCAGAUUACAAAGAAUAGAAUCUGGAGAGACUGUAACAAGAUUGGUUGGAAAAUCUUCUCCUGCUCCGAUACAAGACUUUUCUCCUGAUUCCACUCUUGCUUCAUACAAGAACUAUCCAAAAUACGGAGAUCGGUCUACUCCGGACUGGAGACAAACUAAAUCUCGAACUCGGGAUCAGAUUGAACUCGAAGCUCAAAAUGGUCAUGGAAGAGAUUCAUCUCACUACAUCUUCUCCGGUAGCACUGCUAAAUACAGGUUUAAGGAAACCUUAGUUUAUCUUCUCCUCUUCCACAUAUCAUUCCGUAAACUGCAUUAAUUUUGUGAUUUUUUUUUAGUGAAAUAUACUAAAUUUUAUUGUUGAAA
Eurytemora carolleeae is the source of this 536-nucleotide messenger RNA. RefSeq lists its product as uncharacterized. The transcript is spliced from 5 exons. The record is from RefSeq and is a predicted model, not a curated record. The coding region runs from base 82 to 489 and encodes 135 amino acids. Lineage: Eukaryota; Metazoa; Arthropoda; Copepoda; Calanoida; Temoridae.